Penicillium cataractarum is the source of this 879-nucleotide messenger RNA. RefSeq lists its product as uncharacterized. Bases 1 to 879 code for a protein of 292 amino acids. The record is from RefSeq and is a predicted model, not a curated record. The transcript is spliced from 2 exons. Lineage: Eukaryota; Fungi; Ascomycota; Eurotiomycetes; Eurotiales; Aspergillaceae.
AUGGGCGUCCCCGAGGCAUUUCCACCUCUCCCCAAGGAGGAACUGGCUAUGCAGCCAGCGACUGUUCGGUACGAAUACGACCCAUGGUUGUUAGAUGACCAUCCGCUCCGCUCGCAUCCAACCGAGUGCAUUCCCGGUCUGGGAACGUUUCUCAGCGAGUGGUGUGCCUCUCUUCAAUAUCGAUGGAAGGAGACCUUGUUCCGUACUGGAUGUCUUCUUCUAGCAUGUCUCGCUGUAUUCCAAUGCCUGAAUCUAUUUCACUCCCCAUCUAUCGGUAAAGGCCUGUCGCGCCCACCGGUGACGUCUCGAAUCGGUUCUCGCGAAUGGCACGUGAGAUGCACCUACCCUCACUCGGAUCCCCGCCCCAACGCCCUUGCGCAAUCCGUUGCUGCAGGCUGCGACGGGCUUCGUACGGGCGUUUGGCUGCGCGACAAUGAGCUGCAGAUGGGCCCAUCCAACUUGGGCCCCAGCGCUAUCAAUGAUUUGCCGCUGCGCCUUGACUCGAUGAUUGCCAAAUUGGAGUCGGAUAGUAGCCCACACAGUUCUCAGAUUUCGUUGACCAUGAGUCCUGGUGGGUUAAAUCAUAACGAUGCUUCACGCACGUUUAUGCUGGUCUUGGAUGCCGGGUCUUCUCUCCCUGAAGUCUUCCCUACCCUGAUCUCCCAACUGGACGUUCUCCGCCAACGGGGCUAUCUUAGCCACUGGGAUGGUGCUGGGAUGGUUCAGCGAGCUGUUACAGUGGUUGUCACGGGCGAGCCUGUGUCCAACUUGGAUUGCUCGAGUUCACCUUACUCGGAUGUGUUCUGGUCAUCCGAGGAAGGAUUUAUCUUUGCGGAAGAUCUUGCCAAUGGCCAGCUAUCUCCGAUCUGUGCUACAUGA